This is a messenger RNA of Metarhizium acridum CQMa 102, 1521 nucleotides long. The record is from RefSeq and is a predicted model, not a curated record. Lineage: Eukaryota; Fungi; Ascomycota; Sordariomycetes; Hypocreales; Clavicipitaceae.
AUGGCUGACACAGAGGUUUACGAUGUCAUCAUCGUGGGCGCCGGUCCAUGCGGACUGGCGACCGCCGCCCGCCUCCGCGAGCAUACGCCCGCUGCGCUCUUCACGGAUGAAGAGCAUCGCAGAUUUCACUGGAUCGGGAAAUAUGGAAACAAGGUUAGCUUGAAGCAUGUUCGGAGUGGAAAGACGUCUCCGCCACGGCGCAAGACACGACCAGAAUACAAGAUGAUGGUUCUUGACGGCACGGACGACAAGUGGCUAGGCCGUUGGAAUGAACUCUUUGGGCUGUACGAUAUUUCCCAUCUGAGGAGCCCAAUGCUGUGGCAUGUCGAUCCCCUUGAUCGCGAUUCCUUGCUGGCCCAUGCGUACUCUGAGAACCGGGAAAAUGAGCUGGUUGAGAUUCGCAACUGCGUAGGCAAGGAGAUUAGCAAGCAUGCAAAGAAGAAGGCGGGAAGUCGGCAUUGCGGCAAAAAUAUAAUCAGAAAGGACAUGCUGGUAGAUGUUGACUAUGGUCUCGUGCGAGGAGUGUCGGUUGAAGACCAAAGCCUGUUCACAGUCACGACUUCUUCCGGCCGCUUGUACUCCAAAACGCUGGUUCUUGCCGUGGGCGCUGCCAACAAGCCUGACGUUCCUAGAAUGCCAUCUAUGCCCAAGGACAUGCAGAAUCUCCGUCAAGCCUGCCACAGCAUGCAAAUCAAGACGUUUCCCGACCCAAUUGUUCAGCAACGAAUCGCAGCUGGUCAGCGAACCAACGUUCUCGUGGUAGGCGGCGGGCUGACAUCUGCUCAGCUCUCCGACCUUGCGAUUCGCAGGGGCGUAACCAAAGUGUGGCAUAUGAUGCGCGGACCAUGCCGGGUGAAGCAUUUCGAUGUUGAUCUUGAGUGGAUGGGCAAGUACAAGAAUACAGAGCAAGCGCGGUUUUGGCUCGCCGACUCGGACGAAGAGAGACUGGAGAUUAUCAAGGAGGCAAGGGGUGGCGGUAGCAUCACACCUCUUUUCCACAAGCGCCUACGGAAGCACGUCGCGUCGGGACGACUGGAACUCUUUGAGCGAACAUGUCUGCUCGACACAACGUUUGUACAAGGUGAAGACGGUGCCGGCGGCCUGUGGACGGUCGCAACAGACCCGCCCGUGGCCGAUAUGCCAUCUUUCGACUACAUCUAUUUUGCCACCGGGAUCCAGACCGACGUGACCAAGUUGCCUUAUCUGAAGACGAUGCGGGAAAAGUAUCCAGUCGACAGCUACGGGGGCUUCCCUUGCAUCAAUGACGAUUUAAUGUGGAACGACGACGUUCCCUUGUUUCUCCUGGGAAGGCUGUCUGCGCUGAGGCUGGGACCGGCCGCUCCCAAUAUAGGUGGCGCGAAGCUGGGGGCCGAACGAGUCGCCUGGGCCAUUGAAGCCACAAUCAGGCCUUCUGGGUGGGAAGAAGAGCAAGAGGAGCAAGAAGAGAAGAAUGGCGGCAUGGCAGGCUAUCUUUCUGGCCAUGGGAAUAUGUAUAGCGCUCUUGCGACGGAAGUCAGCUAA